UUAUUCAGCUCAGAUCAUAAAAAUAUUUACAAUAGGCAACCUGUACAUCAUUUCAAAGAAGAAGACAGCAGCUAUUGCUCUCUGCUCUUUGCCAUUGAAGGAGAAGAAAAUCACAAAAAGAAACCCAAGCCUGUAACCUCAGAGACCUUAUCCCUAAGACAAAAUAGUGAUCUGUUAAUAGAUUACCACGGAUAGCAGAGGCAAGGCUCCUGAAAAUUUGUGUUUGCAAAUAAUUCAUAUUGCAGUCAACUAUGUAUCAGUGUCUGCUAAAUGGUAGCAUGUAGCUUUUGGAAAUUAGUGACUUUACCAAGUAAAGGGAACAAUUCUCACAUUGAGAAGUCCACUAUCUAUAUUGGAAAGUCAGGUUUAUCAGUGGCUAGUUUUAGAUGCAAACAUCUCAGAAACACAAAAAUUCAGCUGGUAUUCAUGGAUUCUACCACCAACCACAAGAGAUUGAUCCGUAUGGUUUGUCUCAUAUACAAAUUUUAGACAACAAUGUAUUUUCGGAUGUUUGCAGUCAAGGAACCACUGUUUCCUUUCAAAAUUACAAGGAAGAAUACGUUACCUUGGAAUCAUCCUCAGCUACUGGAGGUUUUGUUGUCUAUGAUUCCCCUGCUGCCAGCGUUUCAUCCAACAGAAGUCCCUUUUCACCCCAAGGUUCACAUUCAUGCCAGUCAGAUCCUCAUCAUUCUCCUGACAACACAUAUGGAUCUCCAAUGAGUGGAUCUUCAUCUGCUGAUGAUGACAAUCUACUAAUGAGGCAGAAAUUAAGGGAACUGGAAUUUUUGUUAUUGGGGUCUGAAUCAGAAAUUACAAAAAAGUGCGAUUUCUGCUUCCAUCAAGCUGAUCGAUUAGCAAGUUGGGACUGGGACCAAAUGGUAGAAAUGAUCCCUAGGUUAGACAUGAAACAGAUGCUGCUUGUCUGUGCUCAAUGUAUAUCUGAUGCUGACAUACCAAGAGCAGCAGGUUUAAUGCAUGUGUUAGAGCAAAUGGUGUCAGUCUCUGGAGAGCCAAUGCAGCGUCUGGGAGCUUACAUGUUGGAAGGUCUCAGAGCAAGGGUGGAACUCUCAGGGAGUAAAAUCUACAGAGCUUUGAAGUGUGACGCACCACUGAGCCCAGAUCUGAUGACUUACAUGGGAAUUCUCUUUAAGAUCUGUCCUUACUGGAAGUUUGCGUACACAGCUGCCAAUGUUGUCAUUCGUGAAGCUGUGGAAUAUGAGCCUAUAAUUCACAUUAUUGAUUUUCAGAUUGCUCAGGGAACCCAGUGGAUGUUCUUAAUUCGGUCACUUGCAGAUCGGCCAGGUGGUCCCCCUUCAGUUCGGAUAACUGGUGUUGAUGAUCCCCAGUCAGCUCAUGCUCGUGGUGGUGGCCUUCAUAUUGUAGGACAAAAGCUAUCAUGUUUUGCUGAGUCAUGCAAUGUGCCCUUUGAGUUCUAUGAUGACGCAACGUCUGGUUGUGAGGUUCAACGUGAACAUCUUGGGGUGCAACCUGGGGAAGCUGUGGUGGUGAAUUUUCCAUAUGUAUUGCACCACGUGCCGGAUGAGAGCGUGAACACUUGGAAUCACAGGGACCGGCUAUUGAGGCUGGUGAAGAGUUUGUCACCAAAGGUCGUGACCCUCACUGAGCAAGAAUCCAACACUAAUACCAAGCCAUUCCUUCCAAGGUUCAAGGAAACACUAGAAUACUAUAAUGCUAUGUUUGAAUCCAUUGAUGCUGGUGCCUUUAGGGAUGACAAACAGAGGAUAAAUGCAGAGCAACACUGUGUGGCACGGGACAUUGUCAAUAUGAUUGCUUGUGAGGGAGCUGACAGGGUUGAACGACAUGAACUGUUUGGGAAGUGGAGGUUGCGGUUUAGUAUGGCUGGAUUUACUCAGUACCCAUUAACUUCCACGGUGGCCAGUGCUGUCAGAGAUUUAUUGAGAGAAUAUGACAGGAAAUAUGGACUUCAAGAGAAGGAUGGUGCUCUUUAUCUUUGGUGGAUGAACACAGCCAUGUCAACCUUUUCUGCCUGGAGGUGAAAUCCUGAUAGAUAAUAGCAUUAGAGUCCUUUAACAUCUGUAAAUUUUGUCAUUGCUGUUUUUGCUAUGGGAAAUCUGAGUUAUGAUCUGUAGUGAUGUUUGUAUUUGUAGAAGUGAUUAAGAUUAGCUAGUUUUCAGAUACUAUAGUCAGGACAAAUACUCAGAACUCUUAGAUUUCAAUGUAAAUUUCCAGCUGCGGAAUGAAACAAAACAGUUCUGCGCUGCGUGGAAUUUAUCUUCUGCCAAUUAUUAGUA
Messenger RNA from Manihot esculenta (cassava), 2273 nucleotides. RefSeq names its product scarecrow-like protein 13. The transcript is spliced from 2 exons. Gene Ontology annotation, cellular component: nucleus. NCBI's taxonomy places the organism in Eukaryota, Viridiplantae, Streptophyta, Magnoliopsida, Malpighiales, Euphorbiaceae. Gene Ontology annotation, biological process: regulation of DNA-templated transcription. Gene Ontology annotation, molecular function: sequence-specific DNA binding; DNA-binding transcription factor activity. The record is from RefSeq and is a predicted model, not a curated record. The coding region runs from base 387 to 2018 and encodes 543 amino acids.